Molecule: messenger RNA, 2916 nt
Organism: Ophidiomyces ophidiicola
Lineage: Eukaryota; Fungi; Ascomycota; Eurotiomycetes; Onygenales; Onygenaceae
Exons: 2
Coding region: 1-2916 (971 amino acids)
Source: RefSeq, a predicted model, not a curated record
AUGCGCGUUGAACCCGCGCCGUCGCCCUCCACGCUCUCGUCGCGCCAGCCGUGCUUCCGCAGCCGUAGCAAGACCGAUCCCACCGCCCGCGACGACUCCAGCGGCCACCACCAGGGACACCACCACGCCGCCGGGCACUCCGCCAGCCGUCGCUCCGUCGACUUUGCGGCCCGACACCGCGCCUCCAACUCGCACUCCUUCACCGCUGCGUCGCCGCUGAGCUCCGAGACCUUCUCCAAUCCCGCCCUGGCCGGCUUCUCGCCGCGCAAGGUCGCCGCCUUCAAGUCCGCCGCCCGCUCCCACGCCCACUCCGCCUCCACUGCCACCCCCAGCAGCAACCACCACAGCUCCUCCUCGAUCCCCAAGCUCCUCCUCCAGACCCCGCGCACCACGCGCGACCUAGACCUCCAAUCGCCCUCGUCCGCCUUCUUCAACUCGCCCAGCGCCGCCUCAUCCACCGUCUCGCCGUCCGAGAGCCUGUACCCGCCCUCGACCGUCGACUCCGCCCCCCGGCCACCUCCACCUCCACCUCCACCACCACCACCACCACCACCGCAGCUCCAGCAACAGCCGUCGUAUCAGAAACGCGCCCCAGCGUCGCGGAGCAGCUUGGGCAUCGAGACCUCCACCGGCCCACCCCCUGCGCUAAGCACGCAGCAGCGGAGCCUGACGCAGGAGCGCCAUGCGCUCUCCAGCCGCGACUACGCACGCAGCCGGCCGCGGUCGUUUGGCCCGGCCAGGAAAUCCGACCUGUCGUAUGUGACCGCGGCGUCUGCGGACCAGAAGCGAUCGUCGUUGCCCACGCGCUCCGUAUAUGCCGCGCCGCGCCUGGCGCUGAAGGACCGGCCGACAAGUACGCUGGUGUCCAGGCGGAGUGAGAGUGUGGCCGACGAUGAGGUGGAGGACGAGGAUGGGGAUGCGGAGGAGGAGGAUGGUGAUGAUGAGGAUGAGGAUUUGACGGCCAGGCUGGAUGGCAGUGCUGAUGUGAGCAGCAAGGGCUCGGAUGAUAGCAGGCAGCCCGGCGAAGAUGUGUUUUUGAAUAUUGCUAGGUCUGCUUCCACCCGACGUGGGUCGGCGGCCAGGAUAGACAGGCAGAGAACGUCGAAUAUUAGCUCCGACUUUUCACGAACACGCACCAACGAUGAGCUGGCCUCUCCCAGCCGGCACGUCUACGAAUCCGAAGAUAUGUCUCCCCUGAGCGGGCCGUACCCCGGCGUCGACAGGUCCCCCGCCCUCGACCGGUCCAAAUACGCACCUCGAUCUACCGUUGGUCUGCCCCGGAGCAGAUUCAGCCGCACGAACAGCGAGAUAUCGCCCGACCCGCACGCGCGGUACAGCAGCGAGCGACGAGGGUCCGCCCAAGACAGCGUGCCGCUGCGAGCGGCUCGCCCGUCUCAUCUGUCCACGACGGGCCGGACGCACCGCGCGCUGUCGAACUCCGACGGACCUGACCGGCCGAAAUAUGACGGGACGGAGUCGACGCUGUCCACCACCGCGCCGUCAACGGUGUGGGACGAGCUGGACGAUCUGAAGUCGCGCAUCCGCAAGCUGGAGCUGACCGGCAAGCUGCCGGCGUCGUCGGCGGCGGCGAUGUCGUCGGUGUCGGUGGAGAGACCGCGCACGGCCACCACGACGGUCACGACCAUCUCGUCGUCGCCCAAACACGGACGCAAAACGAGCGCGUCGCCGAAUGCCGCCGCGGGGUCGUCGGUUGGUGACACGGCGGGAGCGGUUGAUAUGCAGAUCCAGUCUCUGCUCCGCGCGGCGCUGGCCAAGGCCAAAGCCACGCUGAGCCCGGCGGUGUACGGCACGCUCGAGGCCACGGCGAACGACGCGCUGACGCUCGCGUCGGCGUUCAGCCCGCCGCCGCCGCAGCAGCAGCAGCAGCAGCAGAUGGGCAGCGGGAUGUCGAGUGCCGGCGGAGACAGGCAGGCCAAGCGCAAGAUCGAUAGCAUGUGCCGCAGCCUGACGGAGCUGUGCAUUGCGCUGGCGGACGAGCGGCUGGCGCGGAACCGGCCGGGCAGUCGAGACGCGGCGUCGGGGCUGCUGCCGCAGGGCAGCGGUGUUGUUGAUACGGGCCUGGGGGCCAGCACGUCAAGCUACCGGCGCAGCACUAGCCAUGAGCCCGCCGAUGACGCCGGCCGCGCGCUGGCGGGCAGCCGGCUGGACGGGCGGCGGUCGAGCAUGCUGAACCUGUCGACGACCAGCACGUCGACGGUGCGCGGGGCGCCGUCGGAGGUCGAUCCGCAGGCGAUGGUGAAGCUGGUGCCGUCGUCGACGUCGACCAACAGCCGCAUCGCGCGUUCGUCCACCAAUAACAACAUCAGCAACGCCGGACGCAGCCCUUACUAUCCGCGGCGCCACGAGACCGACGUCGACGACGGCAGCCUCGCGUUCCCCGCGAAGCCGGCGCUGCUCGCGCGGCCGCUGUCGCGCGUCUUCACCGACGUGCCCGACUCGUCCUCGCCGCCAUCAUCGUCCUCGCGCCCGCGCUCGUCGCUGCUGCGCACCCGGCCCUCACGCGAAUUCGCGUCGCCCGCCGACGUGCCCUCCCCAUCCACCAGCACCCGCACUAACACUAACACCGCCGCCGCCGCUGGCGGCACGCCGUCCUCCGGCAUCCCGCUGCGCCGCAGCUACCUCUCGGCCGGCACGACCACCACGACGGCGUCGCACAUCCCGCCGGCCACCGCGCUCCGCCUGGACGUGCAGCCGGGCUACCGGCGCUACGGCGGCAGCGUGAUCCCGUCGUCCCAGCAGCAGCAGCAGCAGCAGGAGACGGGCAGCUCGCCGCUGGCGGGGGGUGCUGGGGGUGGUGGGCUGCGCACGGCCUCGCAUUACAGCAGCAUGCAGCAGCUGCGGCCGCGCACGGGCAGCUUCGGACGGCGGCUGAGUCUGCGGCGCGCGGGCGAGUAG